AUGGCAGGGCCGCAGCAGCAGCAACCCCCUUACCUGCAUCUGGCCGAGCUGACGGCGUCCCAGUUCCUGGAGAUCUGGAAGCACUUUGACGCAGACGGAAAUGGGUAUAUUGAAGGUAAAGAGCUAGAAAACUUUUUCCAAGAACUGGAGAAGGCAAGAAAAGGCUCUGGCAUGAUGUCAAAGAGUGACAACUUCGGGGAGAAGAUGAAGGAAUUCAUGCAGAAGUACGACAAGAACGCAGACGGGAAAAUCGAGAUGGCAGAGCUGGCGCAGAUCUUGCCGACCGAGGAGAACUUCCUUCUGUGCUUCAGGCAGCAUGUGGGCUCCAGCACCGAGUUUAUGGAGGCUUGGCGGAAGUAUGACACAGACAGAAGCGGCUACAUCGAAGCCAAUGAGCUCAAGGGAUUCCUGUCUGACCUGCUGAAGAAGGCGAACCGACCGUACGAUGAACCUAAGCUCCAAGAGUACACCCAAACCAUACUACGGAUGUUUGACUUGAACGGGGACGGCAAACUGGGCCUCUCGGAGAUGUCCCGACUCUUGCCUGUACAGGAAAACUUCCUGCUUAAAUUUCAGGGCAUGAAGCUGACCUCGGAGGAGUUCAACGCAAUCUUCACAUUUUACGACAAGGAUGGAAGUGGCUACAUUGAUGAGAAUGAGCUGGAUGCCCUCCUGAAGGAUUUGUAUGAGAAGAACAAGAAGGAAAUGAACAUCCAACAGCUCACCAGCUACAGAAAGAGCGUCAUGUCCUUGGCCGAGGCGGGGAAGCUCUACCGCAAGGACCUGGAGAUUGUCCUCUGCAGUGAGCCCCCCAUGUAAAAGGGGGGAUGGGGGCUGCUUCUCCACCUCCCCCCAAACCUGCCCCUGCUGCCCUGCCACUUCCACCCAGACCCGGAGAUCCUGAGCAUCCCUCCUGCUGCCCCUGCCACCUGCACACACACCAGCCUGCAGAGCAGGAAAGAAGAGAUGGGGAAAGGGGCUGCGGACGGGCCCCCUGGAGCCCCCUCCAACCCAAACCGGGCUGACCAGUCACAGCGCUCUGCAUGCAGAGGGGCACCAACCGCACAGAAGGCGGGCGGGGGCACAGGUGGGGAGUCCCUCGUUCUCUUCGCCGUGAUGCAUGAGCUCAUUCGCUGUAUGAUUUAGGCUUCUGUGUCCAACCGAGUGGACCCUCCCCUCUGCCUCUCCCCCACGCCACCAGCCACCCCGAACCCCCAGGUUCCAUGCCCCGCCUCGCUAGUGGUGUAGCUGUCUUCUCAGAGCUCCUUGUUCGCGGCGGGCGCCAG
Kogia breviceps (pygmy sperm whale) is the source of this 1286-nucleotide messenger RNA. RefSeq names its product calbindin 2 (gene CALB2). Gene Ontology annotation, biological process: regulation of long-term synaptic potentiation; regulation of presynaptic cytosolic calcium ion concentration. The record is from RefSeq and is a predicted model, not a curated record. Gene Ontology annotation, molecular function: calcium ion binding. Lineage: Eukaryota; Metazoa; Chordata; Mammalia; Artiodactyla; Physeteridae. Gene Ontology annotation, cellular component: nucleus; terminal bouton; cytosol.